Lynx canadensis (Canada lynx) is the source of this 2122-nucleotide messenger RNA. It is a transcript of the gene GPALPP1, whose product is annotated as GPALPP motifs containing 1. Lineage: Eukaryota; Metazoa; Chordata; Mammalia; Carnivora; Felidae. Bases 49 to 1092 code for a protein of 347 amino acids. The record is from RefSeq and is a predicted model, not a curated record. The transcript has 9 exons.
ACGCUGCGUGGAUAGGGUUGUAGGCUAGACCGGUGUCCGCCACCGCGGAUGGCGAGGGAUCUGAUCGGGCCGGCGCUGCCGCCCGGCUUCAAGGCUCGCGGGACAGCAGAGGACGAGGAGCGAGACCCCAGCCCUGUUGCAGGACCAGCUUUACCCCCUAAUUAUAAAAGCAGUAGCUCAGAGUCAUCAGACAGUGAUGAGGACAGUAGUUCAUUGUACGAAGAAGGAAAUCAAGAAUCUGAAGAAGAUGACACUGGUCCAAGUGCAAGAAAACAGAGGAGAACUCAGGAUGAUGACGACGAUGAUGAAGGGUUUUUUGGACCAGCUCUUCCUCCCGGAUUUAAAAAGCAGGAUGAUUCUCCUCCAAGGCCUAUAAUAGGUCCUGCAUUACCACCUGGUUUUAUUAAAUCUACUCAGAAAAGUGACAAAGGCCGAGAUGAUCCAGGACAACAAGUAUCAUCAUAUUUCAACUAUGAGGAAACAGAUAGCAGUGAAGAUGAGGACAUUGUUGGACCCAUGCCUGCAAAAGGACCAGUUAACUACAACGUCACGACAGAGUUUGAAAAAAGGGCCCAGAGAAUGAAAGAAAAACUGACCAGAGGAGAUGAUAAUUCAUCCAAACCAAUUACAAGAGAGUCAUGGAUGACUGAGCUUCCUCCAGAAAUGAAAGACUUUGGUCUCGGGCCCAGAACUUUUAAGAGACGAGCCGAUGAGAAAUCUGGGGAUCGAUCGGUCUGGACAGACACCCCAGCUGACAGGGAGAGGAGAGCUAAGGAAACACAAGAAGCAAGGAAGUCAUUCAAUAAGAAGGAUGAAGAACAUAUAUUGUCAGGAAGGGAAAAGAGAUUGGCUGAGCAGGUGUCCUCAUACAAUGAAUCAAAAAGAUCAGAAUCUCUUAUGGACAUUCAUCAUAAGAAAUUAAAGACUAAGGCCGCUGAAGAGAAAAAUAAGCCCCAAGAACGAAUACCAUUUGAUCGUGAUAAGGAUCUCAAAGUUAAUCAGUUUGAUGAAGCUCAGAAAAAAGCCCUGAUAAAGAAAUCUAGAGAACUAAACACCAGAUUUUCACACGGCAAAGGCAGUAUGUUUUUAUAAGGGGAUUUCCCUGUGCAAUGAAGAAAAGUUGAAGAAUACUCUAUUAUCUGUCUGUCCACCUUCAUUCCUUUGUUUUGAGUUUAAGAUUGGAGAUUAUUUUAGUCUUAAAAACCAUACAAACUUACCUUGUGUUGUCCUUUACCUUGUCCUUUAAAGUCACGUGGAAACCUAAAGUCAGUAUUUCUUACGUGGAAUAGAAUUUCAUGUGCUUUUGGCUUCUGAUGAAGUGUGGGCUUUUCUUCAAGUAAUUAUUUUGAGGACUUCCCCCCCAUCUCCUAAUUUGUGUGACGUCUCUUAAGUACCCUCUAAGGUCUGGUCAGGACUAUCCGCUAAAUCUCCACAAGAACUUAGACUUCCUCGUGAGACACUAUUAACAUGCCCUGGAGUAAGUGUGUCGGGUCCUUGCAGUAAAUCCAUGAAUUGGAAGUUAUUUGGGUUUUCCCUCUAAACUUCAGCCAGUGAAUGCACAUUUACAAAUAGAGGGUUUGGAGGUUUUGUCCUGUUAACAUUUUGCUUGUUUGGGCAAACGGGGCUUUUUGUCUGUUGUUUGGGUUUUUGUUUUUUCGUUGGUUGGUUGGUUGGUUGGUUGGUUGGUUUUUAAGUCAGAAAGAGGGACCUCUGCAUUGUCUCAUGUGCUAAGGAAAAACUAUUUCGAUUUUUCCAACUUUAAUAAGUAUUUCUAGGGGAGGCAAUCUGAGGGACAAAAUGUGCCAUUAACCAUUAACAGUGUGAAGCCUAGGACUUGGUCUCUAUGGUCUCAAUCAAAGCUUUCUAAGUCUUUGAACUUUGCUUUGAGAUGAUCUAACUUAACCCAUUUGUAUUUAACAGAUUUUAGCUAAUUUAUUGGGGACUGAUCUUUUAUAUCAAUCAUGAAUAUUUUUUUUUUAAAAAUCAAAAUUAGCCCUGAAUACAAAAAUAUAAAUGGAAACUCUAAUCAUAACCACUCUAAUGAAAGUAUAUUAGUUUGUAAUGCUUUAGGUACUGUUUCUUAAAAUGUCAAAUAGAGCAUUCUAAAUAGUUAAAGCCUAAA